GCGGCGGCGCCCCGCUCGACACCGGCGACCAUGGCUCUGAUGGCCAUCUUCGUAUUCCUCCUCGUCGCCGCGCUGCAUGUGCUCGACAGCAUGCUCGAUCUCGCCAGGAAGAGGGGAUCAUUAAGCGAUGCGCAGCUCAAAUUACGGGUGGAAAUUUCGGAGAUCAACAAAGAGGCCAGCCUUCUGUCAACGCCCUCGACGUUUGCGCAGUGCGCAAAGCUCAAGCGGCUGGCUGUUGCUAAAGAGAAGGAACUUGCAAAGUUGCAACAGUCGGACGUUAAGGGGAAGCAGUCUUUACAUGACAAAUAUGGAAAAGUUUUGUUGGUUACCAAGGUCCUAACCUAUGGUCUGCUCAUUCUGUGGUUUUGGAGUGCACCUGUAACUACUGUACCCAUGCAUCUUCUGCAGCCCUUUGGAAGGAUGUUCUCCUGGAGAGGUAUCGAUCCUGCUACAGGCCAUGUUGUGGUUGGAAUUAUCCCAUGGCUAUUUUUGACUUCUCGCGUCAGCAAAUUAUUAUCCCAAAAACUUGUCCCCAUUUUUCUGCAUUAGUAGAUCAUUUUGAUGAGUUAGACGUGAUUUGAGUUUUUUGUUCUCUCUCACAUUUUGUACAUGACCGUUCUGCCUGAUUUUGUACUUCUGCAACA
This is a messenger RNA of Lolium rigidum, 644 nucleotides long. Its product is annotated as protein GET1-like. The coding region runs from base 31 to 549 and encodes 172 amino acids. The transcript has 7 exons. The record is from RefSeq and is a predicted model, not a curated record. Gene Ontology annotation, biological process: tail-anchored membrane protein insertion into ER membrane. NCBI's taxonomy places the organism in Eukaryota, Viridiplantae, Streptophyta, Magnoliopsida, Poales, Poaceae.